Molecule: messenger RNA, 861 nt
Organism: Dendrobium catenatum
Lineage: Eukaryota; Viridiplantae; Streptophyta; Magnoliopsida; Asparagales; Orchidaceae
Product: monodehydroascorbate reductase, seedling isozyme-like
Exons: 5
Coding region: 1-702 (233 amino acids)
Cellular component (GO): cytoplasm
Molecular function (GO): oxidoreductase activity, acting on NAD(P)H; flavin adenine dinucleotide binding
Source: RefSeq, a predicted model, not a curated record
AUGGCGGAUUUAAGAGAUGGACAUGAAACAGUCGAUCCCGCGAAUGUCAGGGUGAGAACAACGCAGACAUCUGGCCCCGGCCCCCGGGACAAUCGGAUCCAAGCAUCAGUCGUCCCUACCCAUCUGGGAUAUGCUGCUAGGGAGUUUGCAAGGCUUGGCGUCAAGUUAGGGGAGUUGGGAAUUAUCUCAAAAGAGGCGACUGAUAGUUUCUUCAAGACAAGCGUCCCUAGUGUUUAUGCAGUAGGUGAUGUAGCAACCUUUCCUUUGAAGUUAUACAAAGAGUUGAGGAGGGUAGAGCAUGUUGAUCAUUCAAGAAAAUCAGCAGAGCAGGCUGUAAAGGCUAUCAAGGCAAGCGAAGCAGGCCAAACUGUAGAUGAAUAUGAUUACCUGCCUUACUUCUACUCUCGUGCAUUUGAUUUAUCCUGGCAAUUCUAUGGAGACAAUGCUGGUGAUGCAGUUCUGUUUGGCGACAAUAACCCAUUGUCUGCGAAGCCAAAAUUUGGUUCUUAUUGGAUUAAAGAUGGUAAGGUUGUUGGUGCAUUUCUUGAAUCUGGUUCUCCUGAGGAGAACAAGGCCAUUGCAGAGAUAGCCAGGCUCCAGCCACCUGCACCAGACUUAGAGCAGCUAAAAAAUGAAGGUCUUUCAUUUGCAUCAAAGUUUUACAAAAGAAACUUGCGCAAGAAUAUUUCAAUCAAAAAUUGAUUGUUAUAGAUUUUGUUAUCGAGGCUUUAAAGUCAUUAUGCAAGUAUGAUAAUAUAUAUAGUAGUGAUAUUUGAGAUUUUUUUUUUAUUUUUAAUUCUUCUAUGCAUGAUGAAAUAGACUGAUCUGAUCUGAUUAAAAUUUUUAAUCAUUUAUUUUUCA